UGCUGUGUUUAAAACCUCCCUGGCUAAGAGACCGGCAGGGUAGUUUAAUGGAAGCGCUUAUGUGUUUGGGCGACCUCACCUGUGUUAAACAUGACUGCGCUAGACAGUGGGGUCGUUUACAAGCAGAGUGACACGACCGUUAAAACAUAACGACGUUAAAUGUGCUUCUCGGCGACGUUAGCUGGAGAGCUAGCCGGCUAACCACCAGCCUGCGAAGAUCUAUUCGGAUUAAGCGGAUCGGGUUAAUCUGGAUUACACGUCCCAGGUUUACUCAGGACAAACUCAUAAACUCGGGAUUUCCGGACAGGUGGGAAGCACGAAGGACACCAGAGUCGGAAACGAGAGUGCGAAGAUGGACAGAAUAGAAACGACGGACGCGUCCCUGGACCCAGACCCUUCUCAGACAGGUUUUGCGAUCCCAAAUGAUACGCCCCCGUCGGAAAGUCACGCAGACCACCACGCAGAGGAUGUUUGUCCAGAGGACCCUAGUCCAGACAGGUACCCGGACACGCAGCGGGCAGGCACUGCCUCGGAAAACGCUGCAGAGGCGCAAGCGCGGGUACUUGAUGCGGAUGUCCAAAAGGAAGAGGCUGUUGAGUUCACCGAACCCGUCUGCCCUGACAUGUCAGAAAGUGACUCUGGAAAAGUGUCUGGGGACUGCGCCCUGACUGACAGUGGCCAGGAUAACUCGGGCGAAUUUGUCGUGGCCUUGUUAACCCGCGCAAAGCUGGAGGAGCAGGGUGUGGGCACAGAGGGCACACCCUCCCCUCUCUCGGAGGACGGCAUUCCGGUGAGGGCUUCUCCUCACAGGGAGGAGGACAUAAGCGGAGAGAGUUGGCGACAGCACCGGAAGCACGUGUUUGUGCUGAGCGAGGCCGGGAAACCUAUCUACUCGCGCUACGGUAGUGAGGAGGCACUCUCUUCCACCAUGGGAGUCAUGAUGGCUCUGGUCUCCUUCGUUCAGAGCGGCGACAACGUCAUUCGGUCUGUCUACUCGGAUGAGCACACCGUGGUGUUCAUGCAGCAGGGGCCGCUGGUCCUGGUGUCCGUCUCCAGCAGCCGGCAGUCGGAGCAGCAGCUCCGUGACGAGCUGCUCUAUGUCUAUAACCAGAUCGUCAGCAUGCUCACGCAGGCCAGCAUCACGCGCAUCUUCGAGAACAAGAAGAAUUACGACCUGCGCCGGCUGCUGGCCGGCUCCGAGAAGAUCCUGGAUGGUCUGCUGGACCUGGUGGACUCGGACCCGAGUUUCCUGCUGUCGGCCGUGCACUGCCUCCCCGUGGCGUCUUCCUUCAGGGACGCCCUCGGCCACAUCCUGCAGAAGAGCAUCACGCCCAACCUGGUCUUCUCCAUCCUCAUAGCCAAGAACCAGCUUCUCACCAUCGUCCAGGAGCGGACGGUGCUGGGGGACGCCAGGCUGAACGCGGCCGAUCUCCACCUCCUGCUCAACCUCGUCGGCGCUUCCUCGGCCUUCCAGGCGGGAGAGAUCUGGACGCCCAUCUGCCUGCCCGGAUUCAACCCCGACUGCUACUUCUAUGCCUACAUCUCCUACCUGGACCCGCCUGAGUGCACCGUGUGCCUGCUGCUCCUCUCCACGGACAAAGAGGCCUUCUAUGCCGUGGCCGAGUGCAAGAGGAAGAUCGAGGAGGCCAUGCAAGCCCAGAAUGCUCUGAGUGCCAUAGCCAAAGCUCAGUUCUACAGCGUCAGCCAGGUGGGGGUCUCUGACCUCCGCCACUUUAUGUACAAGCCCUUUGAUGUUCCAGACAACCACCGGCAACUAACGCAGUUCACCAGUCCUGAGAUGGAGGCGCCCUACAGCAACGCGGAGGAGAGAACAAGGCUACUGGACCUCUACAGAGACAUGCACAGCCGCGUCCACAGCUCCUCACGACCACUCAAACUCAUCUACCACGUGGCCGAGCGUGAGACACUGCUGGCCUGGGUCACAGGCAAGUUUGAACUGUACACUUGCUUCAGCCCUCUCGUGACGAAGGCCUGCGCCAUCAACGCCAUCACGAAACUGCUGCGCUGGGUGAAGAAAGAGGAGGAGCGGCUCUUCAUCCGCUACCCGCCCAAGUACACCACCACCCCCAACCCCAGCAAAAGCUCCAGGGCCGGGAAGGGUGGCGCUCAGAUGGACGCCGCAGACAAUGGCUUCCUGCCCCUGCCCUGAGGAUGGCCUGACCGAACACCAAACCCAACACCUCACCCCCACCGCCUUCCACCCCACACCCAACCAUCCCUCUACCUUGCCUGUGUUUUACACGAGCAGGGCUGGACACUGCUAGUUUAUGCCCACACCACGCUGGGAAAGACUUGCAUCUCUUAAUCCAGUAUCUUAAGCUUGGAGUGACACAAGAAGGCGGAAGAUCACAAGUAAGUACGGACAUUAGAGUCAGUAAACCAGUCGUAAUCUGAGGGGGUUUUUGGACGACGGCGGUGCUGGAAACUGUGAACGACUUGCUGGCUGUUUGAAUAAGCUCUUCUUGUGUUUGUAGAAGGAUUUGUUGAAUUGUACUAAACGGGUUGAAACGGCCUUCACUUGGUGCUGAAAGUCUUUGAGUCGAGCGGCUGUCGUCUUUUACUGCGAGUCCUGGUGUUUCCCUUCCUCCUCGGAGCAGAGGGCUUCAAAAACACACUUUCUCCCUCCAGACUGGUGUCAGACAAACCGCACUAUUGUCAAAACUACAACUGCACCACGCUGCAAUAUUGUAUGAAUGAUUUUUUUUUUUUUUAUCUUGCUAGUUUAUUUAAAUAUUAGUCAUAUUUGAUAUAAUACCAGAUAUGACCCACUAUUCCCAGAAGCAACCAAAUUCCCAAUUCCAAAUUGUCCAAUUCCCAGACCAAAGAACACUCUCGUAGCAUAAACAAGUCUAAAAUCUAAAAAGAUGCUUUGAGUGAAGCCGUCUGGUGAAUACCGACGAGAGGCGUUUGUACAACUACUUUGGCACUAGAUGGUGGAAUACAGCAGUGGGUUUUGUUCAGGCUUUUUCUUUCACGCUACGCGGUUGAAGCGAGUCCUUGACUACUGCCUUGCCCUGAUCGAUGAUUUGAUUUCAUAUUUAAGUGCAUUUAAAUGCAUCUUGAUUUUGCGACAUCAUCUCUGUCAUGCGUAAUUGAUUUUAUGACAUCGUCGCUGUCGUGCGUUUGCUUGUCCCUUAGAGCUUAUAGCCUGUCCGACAUGCCUUGCUAGCGUGUAUUGAUGGCACAGGGUGAUUCUCUCGUUUUCCGCGGUCUUCUGUUCUGGCACAUCCUCGUGUCUGGCUGAGCAGUUUUAUGCACUUCCUCUCCACUUACUGGAGACGUUGCAUGAAAAUGAAAUGCAAGGUAUUUGUGUUCUCUUUCUUUUAGUCUUGCCUGAUCUUAACACUUUUAUUCAGACGAUACUGGUGCUGGAAGAACUCCUCUACAUUGAUGAAGAACGUGUCCUUUACUGUUGAUCUGUUUGGGCACUAUGUUGUCUAUUGGAACCUGAAAGCCCACCCCCUACCCCAAGGCUGUGAUAUCCAAAAAUAUAGUUAACAAAGAGAGACCUUUGAAACAAAGCACAGACUGAAGAGUGUAUUUAUUUCCAUUUGCGAAAAUACUGUUUCCGACAUGUUUUUGGUACAACUUGCUGUUUU
Messenger RNA from Electrophorus electricus (electric eel), 3620 nucleotides. RefSeq names its product MON1 secretory trafficking family member Bb (gene mon1bb). Gene Ontology annotation, cellular component: Mon1-Ccz1 complex. Lineage: Eukaryota; Metazoa; Chordata; Actinopteri; Gymnotiformes; Gymnotidae. Gene Ontology annotation, biological process: vesicle-mediated transport; protein targeting to vacuole. The record is from RefSeq and is a predicted model, not a curated record.